Eruca vesicaria subsp. sativa (arugula) is the source of this 156-nucleotide messenger RNA. The record is from the annotation of a GenBank genome assembly. Lineage: Eukaryota; Viridiplantae; Streptophyta; Magnoliopsida; Brassicales; Brassicaceae.
AUGUGCAAGAGUGUGUUGGAGCAUUAUGUCAACAAAAGCUGGCUCAACCAAAUCAAUAUUUUGGAGUUUGCUUUAAAGAUAUUGAUUGCAAAAACAGUUGUUUCGAUUCAUGCCAAUUUCAAAAAUGUAAUCGUCACAUAUGCGACUGCAAAAAAU